Messenger RNA from Meloidogyne enterolobii, 1234 nucleotides. The record is from the annotation of a GenBank genome assembly. Lineage: Eukaryota; Metazoa; Nematoda; Chromadorea; Rhabditida; Meloidogynidae.
UUUUUGGGGAAGUUUUUUCUCGUUUUUCUUGCAAACCUCGAAAGUUUUAUUCUUUCCCCAAUUUAAAUUCCCCAAGCAAAACUACACAAACUUUUAUAUUUUUAAAUAUUCUAUUUUUACUUUAACAACAAUUUUUAUUUCCUCAAUUUACACGUUAUUAAAUAUUUUUUCUUAUUUAAAACAAAUUUUUAUUUUCAAAAAGGCAUGACUUGCUAUGAUUUUUGACUGACACAAGGAAGCAAAAAAUAAGAGACAUAAAAAAGAGACACCCUUCCCUUCGUCUAUUUAUUUUAAUAAAAAUUUAUUAAAAAACUCAGUAAAAAUUGACGCUAAAACUCUUAUUUACACUGCUAAACGGAAAAGGGGAAUAAAAUGCGAUGUUGAGGUAGAAGACUCCAUUCGGCCAAUAAUUAUUAAAACUGAUAUGAAGCAAAAUAGAGGUUUAUGUGAAGAAAUGUUUCGCCUUUUGUUAAUGGUGGCAUUGUAUUAUCCACUUUCUGUUGGACUUACUUUCUAUCAGAAGUGGUUUAUUAAGCAUUAUCGACUUCCUUUAUUUAUUGUUACCGGGCAUUAUGUAACAAAAUAUUUGAUGGCCCUUGCAAUCCGUUCAAUUGUUGAAUUUUUACAAAAAAAUAGACGGGUACGUGUUCCACUUCGUGAACAAUUAAGAUGGUUAAUGCCAAUUGGAUUUUGUGCUUCUUUGGAUAUUGGACUGUCUAAUUGGUCUUUGGAGUAUGUAACAGUUUCAUUGUAUACAAUGGCCAAGUCCAGUUCAAUUUUGUUUAUUGUUGGAUUCUCAUUAUUUCUCAAACUUGAACGCUGGCAUUCAAGUUUGGGCGUGUCUGCAUUUUUAAUAGCUGUCGGGUUAUUUCUUUUUACUUUGCAAUCUACACAACUUGAUUUUAGAGGUUUUAGAUGGACAAUUUCUCAAUUAAUUAUGCAAGGAGAAGAGUGUUCAACUCCUGUGAGGCAUCCUCUAGAUAUGAUGAUUGCUGUCCAACCAUGGAUGUUCAUUGCCAUAGUCCCAAUUGUAAUAGUAGCUGAAGGACCUGAAAUGACGUGGGAAGUAAUUACUUCAUUUCAUAAUGAAUAUGAACCUGCACUUGUUUUUUCUUUAAUUUUUUCUGGAGGAAUUUUGGCGUUUUUAAUGGAAUUUUCUGAAUAUCUUCUUUUGGUUAACACUUCUGGUAUUACAUUGUCAAUUGUUGGAAUUGUGAAGGUAAACCUUUUUUAA